This is a messenger RNA of Canariomyces notabilis, 3967 nucleotides long. RefSeq lists its product as uncharacterized. Gene Ontology annotation, molecular function: translation initiation factor activity; mRNA binding. NCBI's taxonomy places the organism in Eukaryota, Fungi, Ascomycota, Sordariomycetes, Sordariales, Chaetomiaceae. The transcript is spliced from 3 exons. Gene Ontology annotation, cellular component: multi-eIF complex; eukaryotic translation initiation factor 3 complex, eIF3e; eukaryotic translation initiation factor 3 complex, eIF3m. The coding region runs from base 477 to 3734 and encodes 1085 amino acids. Gene Ontology annotation, biological process: formation of cytoplasmic translation initiation complex; translation reinitiation. The record is from RefSeq and is a predicted model, not a curated record.
UACAAUUGUCGUUCGCACUUCCGCAGGCUACGAGUGCCCCGCUAUUUGCUUUGAAAAUCUGCCCCACCUCUCUCCAUUGUUUUAGCAAGCAGUGACAGAAAAGCUUCGGCGUAGAGCUCCGGAAUGUCAAUGAAAACAAACAGCAGACCCAACCAUAGAACGAGACCGCUCAAGAGUAUCUGCCAUUCCAUCAAUUCAAGAACAGAGCCUAGUAAUCUUAGGAUACUGUGACUGUCCGAGUUGCAGUGAUUAACGAGGUUCAAACCCAAUAUCACGUGAUCCCCGCAAUUUGAGCCCACACAAAUCCAGCAAAGAAACGACUGCCUGGUCAGGGCUUCACCAACACCCGAAUUCUGCAAGAGGCGAAAAAAAUCUCUGGACAGCGCCAGCCAAGUCGCCAGCAACCCUUUGCGCUGUUCUUCAGAAUACCUUAAAUCUCCUCGAGACCUGCUGCCGCGCAGAGGAGAUUGCCCAUCAUGCCUCCUCCUCCGCAUCAAAAACCCGAAAAUGUCUUGAAACGGGCUCAUGAGCUCAUCGGGGUCAAUCAGGCCCCCGCGGCCUUGACCCUGCUGCAUGAGCAUGUCACGUCGAAGCGAUCGCGCAAUGUCCCCAUCACGUCGCUGGAGCCUGUCAUGGUUCUGCUGGUUGAACUAGCAGUCGAGCAAAAGAAGGGGAAACUCGCCAAGGACGCCUUGUACCAAUACAAGAACAUCGCUCAGAACACCAAUGUUGGGACAAUAGAGCUUGUCCUCAAGAAAUUCAUUGAGUUGGCCGCCGAGAAGGUCACGGCCGCUCAGCAAAAGGCCGAUGAAGUCCAGUCCACCAUCGAAGCCACAACGGCAACGUCUAGCGUUGAGGACCUCGAGGCCAGCGAAACCCCGGAGUCUAUCCUCCUGGCCACCGUAUCCGGCGAGCAGUCUCGGGACCGUACCGACCGCGCGAUCGUCACUCCCUGGCUCAAGUUUCUUUGGGAGGCUUAUCGGACCGUUCUCGAUAUUCUUCGCAACAAUGCUCGACUUGAGUUACUUUAUCAGAGCACGGCCAUGCAGGCCUUCGACUUCUGCCUCAAGUAUACUCGCAAGACCGAGUUUCGCCGCCUCUGCGAGCUGCUUCGCAACCACGUUCAGACCGCUGCCAAGUACUCUGCUCAGAUGCAUGCGAUCAACCUGAGCGACCCCGACACGUUGCAGCGUCAUCUGGAGACGCGGUUUCAGCAGCUGAAUGUCGCCGUUGAGCUGGAGCUCUGGCAGGAGGCUUUCCGCAGCGUCGAGGACAUCCACACCCUCCUGAACCUCAGCAAGCGGCCGCCCAAAAACAUCAUGAUGGCUAACUACUACGAGAAGCUGACCCGCAUCUUCCUGGUUGGAGAAAACUACCUCUUCCAUGCUGCGGCCUGGUCGCGGUAUUACAACUUGCUGCGGCAGUCGGCCGCACUCGUUGCCACUGGACAGGGCAAGAAAGCCGACAACCCGCCUGCCAGCGAGGCUGACCUGCAGAGGGCUGCUACCUUUGUCAUUCUCUCGGCUCUGUCAAUCCCGGUCAUCAGCACAUCGCGGUCCCGAGGCGCCAUGGUCGAUUUCGACGAGGCCCGCAAGAACAAGAAUUCGAGGCUGACACACCUGCUUGGCAUGUCGCAGGCGCCGACUCGUGCCCUUCUGUUCCGUGAUGCGCUGUCCAAGUCUCUCCUUCGCCGCGCUCGCCCGCAAAUCAGGGAUCUCUAUAACAUCCUUGAGGUUGAUUUCCAUCCGCUCUCUAUCUGUCAGAAGAUUUCGCCUAUCCUCUCUGAGAUUGGCGCCGACGAGGAGAUGCAAAAGUACAUCGUUCCGCUACAGCAGGUCAUUCUCACUCGACUUUUCCAGCAGCUUUCGCAAGUUUACGAGACCGUCGAUCUCGAGUUUGUCCAGAGCCUAGCGCAAUUCCCCGAACCGUUUGAGGUCACUCGCAGCAUGAUUGAGAAAUUCAUCAUGAACGGUAACAAGAAGGGAGAUCUCGCGAUUCGCAUGGAUCAUGCUACCGGUGUGCUGAGCUUCGACGUCGACGUCUUCUCUUCUGCCAAGGCUGUUCACGCUGGCUCAGCAGCUGGUUCGGCAGAAAGCGAGGCCGGAUCAGUCCAACGUCUCCAGAGCACCCCCUCCCAGAUCGUUCGCUCUCAGCUCACUCGGUUGGCCGAGGUCUUGUACACAACUUGCCGCUAUAUUGACCCAUCGUUCAACGAGGCUCGCAUCAAAGCUCGCGAUGCCGCUCUCGCUCGUGCCAAGGCUGGCGCCGAGCAAGAACAUCUUGAGAUUCUCGCCAGGAAGGACAUCAUUCAGAAGCGCAAGGACAAAGCUUCUGAGGCCCAGGCUCUGCGGGAGAAGGAGAAUGCUCGGAAGAAGAUGCUGCAGGAGCAGGCGUUGCAGCAAGCCGAGGCUCAACGAUUGGCCGAGGAGCAAAAGAUCCGGGAGCAGAAACGGCUAGCCAACGAGCGGGAGCAGAUCAAGAGGAAAGAGGUCGAGAACAUGCUCAAGGAUAUGAAGCUUGAUGAUAUUGAAGUCGAAGACCUCGACACAUUGGACACCAACAAGAUCCGCAUGAUCAAGCUUCAGCAGCUGGAGCGGGAGAAAAAUACCAUAGCUGAAAAGCUCCGCAUUACGGGCAAACGCCUCGAUCAUUUGGAGCGCGCCUUCAGGAAGGAGGAAGUCAAGAAGCUUCCAGAGGAUUAUGCUAAGCAGCGGGAGCGUGACUUGGCUGCUUACGAACUGAUGAAAGCCCAGACCCUCAAGGAGGCUGAGCUGAAGCACAAGGCAGACGUCGAGUUGAAGCAUCGCUUGAGCCGUCUCAUGCCCUUCUACGAAUCCUUCAGGGCCGAGCUUCACGAGCGCCGACGUGAUCAGUUUGAGAAGCGCCGGCGCGAUGCCGAGCGUGAGCUUGAGAAGCAAGUCAACCUUCGCAGGAAGGAGUACCGUGAGAAGAAGCUCCGCGAAAAGCGGGAGCGCGAAGAGAAAGAGCGUGCUCUCCGCGAAGCCGAAGAGCGCGCGGCUCGAGAGAAGGAGGAGGAGAGGAAGAGACUAGAAGCCCGCAGGGAGGAGCUGGCCAGGCUCAAGGAGGAGAGGGAAAAGGAGCGCGAGAAGGCCAGGGAGGCACAGGCUCGGCAGCAACAGCGCGAAGAGGAGGCCAUGGCACGGCGCAGGGCCGAGAGGGCUGCAGCGGCCGCGGCUCCAGUUCCGGUGAGGGCUGCCGCUCCCACUCCCGCUGCCGCGGCUCCAAUCCCAGUGAGGGAACGCGCCGACGUUCCUCCUGUCGGCGGACCUCCUCGCCUUCAGCUCGCCGGGAACAAGCCCAGCUGGAGAGAACGCGAGGCAGCAAAGGCUGCGGCAGGACAGGGCGCCUCGGACACGGCCCCGGCCCCGGCCCCGCCUCCGGCGCGGGUUGCUCCUCCUUUAAUGGAGCGCACCGAAUCCAACGACAGACCAGCUGGCCCUCCUCGCCUCAACCUUGCCGGGAACAAACCCAGCUGGAGAGAGCGCGAGGCAGCAAAGGCAGCCGCUGGCGGCAGUGCUCCGCCUCCUGAGCGCGCCGGUCCGCCGCCUAGAGUCGCGUCCGGCCGGGGAGUGCCGAUGGAUCGGGUGGGAUCUGGCCGGGGCGACAACGGCAGAGACGGAAGCGGAAGCCCGGCCCCGGAGCCUCUCAAGCCUAGCGGCGCGCCUGGCAAAUACGUGCCCAAGUUCCGGCGGGGCGAGAAUGCCGGCAACUAAGGUGGCUGGCUGGCUGGCUGGCUCGAAACGAAAUUCAUCGCUCGUUGAUGGGGGUUGGCUUUGCCUGGAGUUUCUUCUAUUUUGAGGUCUCAAUCCCUCGCUCGUCAUAUGGGGGUAUGGGGAGAUGGGAGGGGCAAGCAUGUAGAGUAAGCAUCACGUCUGUCACGUCUUUCUCAGGUAAUAGGGAGACUCAUGAUGCAGUUGAGAAUGGAAAAGAGUGCUUUUGUUGCCCU